Eucalyptus grandis is the source of this 925-nucleotide messenger RNA. RefSeq names its product glutamate receptor 1.4-like. The transcript is spliced from 2 exons. Gene Ontology annotation, molecular function: ligand-gated monoatomic ion channel activity; signaling receptor activity. NCBI's taxonomy places the organism in Eukaryota, Viridiplantae, Streptophyta, Magnoliopsida, Myrtales, Myrtaceae. Bases 53 to 703 code for a protein of 216 amino acids. Gene Ontology annotation, cellular component: plasma membrane. The record is from RefSeq and is a predicted model, not a curated record.
GCUGCUUGUAGUUCUAAUACUAACUUCCAGUUACACUGCAAACCUGAGCUCAAUGCUAACAGUUCAUCAGCUUCAGUCCUCGCCAAAGGGUGAAUCUAUUGGUUUCACUGUCGACAGUAAACUUAUUCAGACAGAUCUGAUCAAUCCACCAUUCAAAAACCCCUAUUUUCCCCCUUUGGAUACGGUUGAAGAUUGUGCGAAUGCUCUGAGAGAUGGAAGCCGGAAUGGUGGUGUCUCAGCAAUUAUUGAUGAAAUUCCUUAUGUAAAGGUCUUCCUUUCCAAGUACUCUGCUCAAUACACCAUGGUUGAGCCCUCAUACAACAGCACCAAUGGAUUUGGCUUUGUUUUUCCUAAGGGGUCGCCUUUAGUCCCUGACAUUUCUGCAUCAAUAGCAAAAUUGAGAGAAGAUGGAAAACUUCACUUGAUAAGCCAAAAUUGGUUUCAAAAUCGUUCCUUAUUCACAAAUCAAGAUUCUGCAACAAAAGUUGCUCGACUUGACUUAUACAGUUUUCGCGGUCUCUUUCUUAUCACAGGCAUCACUUCGACUGUUGCUGUGAUAGCAUCCUAUAAAUUUAGGAAGAAACAAUCAACAACUGCACAACAUGAGGUUGCCGAUCAACCUGUUGAAGAGACUUUCCCACCGGUUGGUGAUAUCCCAUCAAGAAGAACCAGUUUCAAACACAUCAGAAGAUAUUCCUAUUGAAUCAGAAUAAAGUGUGAGGUCCUAAGAUGAUGUAGAUACCGACCAAGAUCAUGGCGCUUAUAUGUGGCAACAUAGCAGGAACUUUGAAGCUUCUUAGGAGUUUCUAUCUAUAGGGUUGAAGAGUAAACCUCUUGUUAGAAAUUUGAAGAUGUUUAAAAUAAGAAUAUGUUACUCUUGUACCUUCUGCUCUAUUUGUAACUACUACUGCAAAAUUAGCCACGA